CUGGGAUUUAUUCUGUUUUCCACCACCUGCCCGACGCUAGACUCUGACUACAUCCACAGAGCUGUUCUUUCACAGCAAAGAAAGACAACAAAACAGCAGAAUGGAGACAAUAAAGUUUCACUUAAACACUACAAGAACCAACUAAGAUAACGAACAACUACAUGAUGAAUUCCACAGACCACCAAGGGUUGAUCUCUGUGGGCUAUACCAGGAACCUCAGCACUGCUGGGACUCUGGGAACCCUCAACAAAGACUCAGAGGGCGUUGGUAUCAAGGACUCCUCAACAGGAUGUUACGAGCAGCUCCUCAUCUCUACCGAGGUCUUUCUCACACUGGGGAUAGUCAGUUUAUUAGAGAACAUCCUGGUGAUUGCUGCCAUCAUCAAGAAUAAGAAUCUUCACUCUCCCAUGUACUUAUUCAUCUGUUCUUUGGCUGUGGCAGACAUGCUGGUCAGCGUCUCCAACGCCUCCGAGACCAUCGUCAUCGCCCUGAUCAACGGCGGCAACUUGACCAUCUCCGGGUCGCUCAUAAAGAGCAUGGACAACGUGUUCGACUCCAUGAUCUGUAGCUCACUGCUGGCGUCAAUCUGUAGUCUCUUGGCCAUCGCCAUAGACCGCUACAUCACCAUAUUCUACGCGCUGCGCUACCAUAACAUUGUGACGGUAAAGCGAGCGAUGGCGGUAAUCGCGUGCAUCUGGUCGUGUUGUGUGGCAUCGGGCGUGCUCUUCAUUAUCUACUCUGAGAGCACCACGGUCCUCAUCUGCCUCAUCACCAUGUUCUUCACCAUGCUGGCGCUCAUGGCCUCUCUCUACGUCCACAUGUUCAUGCUGGCCCGCCUGCACAUAAAGAGGAUUGCCGUGCUGCCCGGGAACGUUCCCAUCCGCCAGCGUGCCAACAUGAAGGGCGCCAUCACCCUCACCAUCCUCCUGGGUGUGUUCGUAGUAUGCUGGGCUCCCUUUUUCCUCCACCUCAUCCUCAUGAUAUCAUGCCCCAGGAACCCCUACUGUGCCUGCUUCAUGUCACACUUCAACAUGUACCUCAUCCUCAUCAUGUGUAACUCUGUCAUCGACCCACUGAUCUACGCCUUCAGGAGCCAAGAGAUGAGGAAGACCUUUAAGGAAAUCUUCUGCUGGUACAGUCUGCCAAACCUGUGUGUGUGCGAGCUGCCAGGGAAAUAUUGAACUACCGAACAGCUGUCAGAGACCCAGUAAGUGUGACAACUGCUGAGGUAGCAUCUGCGUCUGUGUCUCGUCACAUGAAAGAGAUGAAUGGUUGUAUAGGCUACAUUAUGGUGUAACGGUGUAAAUAAGAUAAGAUGUUUUUUUAUUGCCACCAGAUAGGUGCAGUUUAAAUGUGUUGCUUUACAGGGUCAGCCAUAGUAGUACAGAGCCCUUGGAUAGAAUUAGGUUUAAGUGCCUUG
Messenger RNA from Oncorhynchus mykiss (rainbow trout), 1420 nucleotides. The record is from RefSeq and is a predicted model, not a curated record. Lineage: Eukaryota; Metazoa; Chordata; Actinopteri; Salmoniformes; Salmonidae.